UUCACACAUGGUAGAGAUGCAACUCUCUCUUUUUAUAACUUGAAAUGAAUAAACCUAUUACAAUACAUUGUCCUUCCCUCUCAUGCAAGCGAAGUAUAAAAUCCCACCUCAUUAUACCAUUUUCUCCAUCUCAAAAUACUCCUAAUCAUACACAUCUCUACUCUUGAACUACAAUUAGUAGAGAUUAAACAAAAUAAAUGGCAACUACCUUCUCCAAAUCCCUAGUCCUUUUCCUCGUCCUCAACCUUCUCUUUUUCUCCCUCGUUUCAGCAUGCGGCGAGUGCGGAAGUGGUGGUAAGCCAACGCCCAAACCCAGGCACAGCACACCGUAUCCUGGAAGUGGAUCCCCCCGUGGUGGUUACCCGGGUUCCGGAAGCACCCCCUCGACUGGAGGUACCCCUUCCACCGGAGGCUCAUCAUCCGGGGCUUGCCCAAUUGAUGCCCUUAAAUUCGGUGUGUGUGCCAAUGUGCUCACUGAUUUGCUCAACCUUAACCUCGGUACUCCACCAAAGACACCUUGCUGCCCCCUCAUUGCAGGGCUUGUCGAUCUUGAGGCUGCGGUGUGCCUUUGCACUGCCAUUAAGGCUAACAUCUUGGGUAUUAACUUGAACAUCCCACUCUCUCUUAGCUUGCUUGUUAACUACUGUGGUACAAAAGUCCCUCGUGGAUUCCAGUGUGCCUAAGCCAUAUUUUCGCAGACCAAUAUAUUCUUGAUUUGCGCACGUUUAGCUUGAUGGACCGACUAGUUGACGUCAAAAAAUAAGUGUGCGCGGCAUAUGGUGAACAACUUGUUUCCUGUUGCCAUAAUGUUUUUUUAAUUGGACGUUUAUAUUAUGUACUAGUAUGAAUUGUUUUGAUGAGUGAAUCUUUUCCUGCCUGACGCUAUUUAAUUAAUUGGUGUUCUAUGUAACGUGAGUUUUAUAGACAAUGUUACUUACCUUACAUCAGCUUGGUUUU
This is a messenger RNA of Beta vulgaris subsp. vulgaris (sugar beet), 957 nucleotides long. RefSeq names its product pEARLI1-like lipid transfer protein 1. Lineage: Eukaryota; Viridiplantae; Streptophyta; Magnoliopsida; Caryophyllales; Amaranthaceae. The record is from RefSeq and is a predicted model, not a curated record. Bases 198 to 683 code for a protein of 161 amino acids. The transcript has a single exon.